GCGGGGGACGCUCCGUUAAGGCUUUCCAGGACAAGAGCCGGCAGUUCUGUCUCUGAGACGGAGCCAGGCUGCAGACGGAGUGGUAAUUGCUGUCUGCUAACCGGCUCGACUCGGGCAAAAGCUGUAAUUUCUUUUUUUUUACUCCCCCCCACCACUCCAACCCAGCUGUGAUGCAGUAAAACGGCGGUGCGUGUCCUGUAACGUGCUGUCUGCUGUGUCACGGCCCGGUUGACCCCAAAGUGAGCGUGCAUGUUUAUAUGUUGCACAACGCGCAACCUCUGUUCACUUUUCCAGCGAGUAAAUGUGUGUGUGUGUGUGUGUGUGUGUGUGUAAAGGUUGCUUAAGAUGAGCUGCAUGAGUGCGCUUUUUUCAGACGGACACAGCAAGAGCAGGGGAAGGGGCAUAAUGGCGCUUCUCCGGCGGGUCGGCCUUCCGCUGCUGCUGCUGCUGCUGCUGGCCGUCCGGUGCGGUGCCGUCAGAAACUGCCACCCGAGCUGUCACUGCGAGGUGGAGAACUUUGGGCUCUUCGACAGCUUCAGCCUGACCAGGGUGGACUGCCGAGGCGUGGGCCCCGGCGUCUCCAUGCCCGUCGCCAUCCCUCUGGACACCGCCCACCUGGACCUGUCCUCCAACGACAUGGGCCAGCUCAGCGACGCCGCGUUAGCCGGUCCGGGCUACACCACGCUGAUUAGUUUGGACCUCAGCAGCAACAAAAUUACCAAGAUUAGCCCCAGUGCGUUGUCCAAGCUGCGUUACCUGGAGAGUCUGGACCUGAGCUACAACGCCCUGGAGAGUCUGCCUCCCAGCUGUUUCUCAGGGCUCCCUCUGGCCGAGGUGGACCUGAGCCACAACGCUUUCCAGGAGUUCGACAUGGCCGUGUUCGCGGCCAAAGUGAACGGCGAGCCCGUCAGCGUGGACCUGUCCCACAACAGGCUGGCGUCGGUCUCCGCCACCUUGCACGGAAGAGCUCUAAACAUUCAGAGUGUCAAUUUGUCCGUAAACCAGCUGGUCAACGUGCCGAGCAUGGCGGGGCUGACGCUCAGGUACCUCAACCUGGACGCCAACCCCAUCGCAAAGAUCAAGAAGGGAGCCUUUGCUCAGCUGAAGGAUUUGGUUUAUUUGUCCCUCAGCGGCCUCGGCGAACUACGCGAAAUCGAGCCGCACAGCUUCAAAGAUCUCCAGAACCUGCAAGUCCUGGACCUCUCCAAUAACUCGGAGCUUAAGCGCCUGAGCCCCGCGGUCUUCUGCGGCCUAGACUCCCUGCAGGAGCUCAACCUGUCCGCCUCCGGCGUGACGACGCUGCCGACUAACAUGCUGAGCCACCUCCCCAGCGUUAAAAGCAUCACUCUCGGACAGAGCAUCCACUGCUGGAGGACGCAGAAGCAGGGUCAGUACCAUCGGCAGACGGGGCAGGUCCGGCACGACGAGGAGCUGCACUGUGACGUGGAGGGCAUCGUUUUGUGAGACCGGGCCUGAGGGUAUGAACCACUCCCUUUCAGCCGGCCCGUGACCGUGCGCCUGAGGCUCGUCUGCUUUGGUAUGCAAAGCACUCUGAGCGGCUCGCUCAGGUAAAUCUGAUCCUGGCUGAUACAGUGGAUCGUAUCUAAUCAUUUAAAAUGUAGCUUUUUUUUUUUUUAACAAAAAAAAAAACAAUUCUGGACACUUUAUCCUGCAUGCUGUACUUUCUUAACUGCACAGACCAACUUAUCCGGUGUAUUAAUGUUUUUAUACUUUUAAACAAAUGGAUAAAUCUACCAUGAUUAGAUCAGUUUUUGCCCCCAUAACAUGUUGAUUCACAUGUUUAGUUUCACAGGAUUAUCUUCAGGACUACUUGAAUUUAUUCUUUAAUAAUGUACAUAUACCAGUCAGAUUGUACAUUGUUACCAUUUAACCACUAAGAGUUUUCAUUAGACUAUGAAUGUCUGUGGUGAAGGGAGGGGAAGGCUAAGGGAGGAUUUGGAACUGGUUCGGACAGUUUUUCUCACAACAGUUCGUUGGCCUUUAUGCUGCAUUCGAUUCAUCUCAGAUUUAAAUCUUUGGACGACGUCUACGAUAAGCAAUAGAAGACAUGCAAACAUAUUUCUCUCCGUUAUGUGGAUUUAAAAAGCAAAGCAACCCACUCACAAACAGAAAUAGGUCAUUGGUCGUUGAGUGCAAACAAACAUUGCCUUCUUCUUUCACUGCAUUUUCUGUCUCUGGCGGCCAUGUUGGAUCUGAGCUUGGGGUAGGAACCCCUCUAGUAAGAACAGAAACCCUGAGAGAGGGGGGGGGGGGUUACAUGUCGAGCACCAAUCGAAUGCACCGUUACGUUGAAGUUACAGCUGGAGCGUGAUUGGUUUACCUUGGUUUAGCUUAGCAGACGGACCAAAGAGAGAACAGUUAUUUUGGUUUUCGUUGGUUGGUUUAUUCUAUAAUAAGUAAUGUUUUAAAGGUUGUACACAUUUUUUUUUUCUCCUGUGUAAAUCUGUUUUUAUCCAUUACUUAUGGCAAAUUUGUUUUACAAACUUGGAAAGAAAAUUGGUCAUGGGCAUCCUCACCUUGUCGUGUCUUAAAGCAGUGCGCAGUAUUUAAGGGUAUCUGUUGGCAGAUAUCCAAUCUGCAGGAAAAGGUAGAAGUUUUUUUUUUUUUUUUUUUUCUUCCCAGUUUACCUGCUGAACUUUUAAGAUGCUAAACGCAGCAGUGUAAGUCACUUUGGUUAAAAAAAAAAAACUUUCUCUAAAUGAAUGUAAUUUAUUGAAUGUAAUAGAAAAGUUUGUCUGCUUUUUCAAGACUACACUCUGCACUAGGCAUGGGUCUGGAUGGGUUUCUCAGACUGAAUGACAGUAUUUAUGUAAAGAAUCUAAACAAAAAUACACCUUACUGCCUUUAUUUAAUCAAAUAAAUAUUCCCGCUGGUUGUGCAGAACAGGAUCCCUUUUAGUUGCUUGAAGUACAAAAAGCAGCAAGUCAGCAACAGAUGGGGGAGGGGCAACACUGUAUUACUCUACAGCCAAUGUGAAUGCCGGUCACUUUAGCGAUUUCUCUGGCAUCUUAAUAAACUGGUAACUUUAAACCACGAGGAGGCUUUUAAAACCAUAAUAUUGAGACCGGUAACCGGCCCAUGCCUGCAUUGCAUCCUCAGAUUCAUCAAAUCAAAUGAUUACAGCCUUUUACCCCUAAGCUUUUUACUAUAAUUGUUUAGAAUGUUUUUUGUUUUUAACUUUGACCAGAAUUCAAUCAAACGUUAUUGAAAAGGCUACGUGCUCAAAACUCAAAAACGGAAUUUCUGAAAUCUUAAACUCUGGCACUUUUUUCUGGCAUUGCCUCCAAAGUACUUUAAGCUGCAGGACACACCAAGAAUAUUUCACAUUUUAGCGUUUUUUUUUUUUGUUUUUUUUAAAGCUGUAAAUCUUUAAACAGCUCUUGCCUGUUCUGCGCACCAUUUGUUUAAUGAUAAGCUACACCGAGCCUGUUAGUUGUUUUUCCCCAAGAACAAAUUUAAACUCCACGUUUCAAUGUCCAAACCUUUUUUUUUUUUUUCUGCUUUAUUUGAAUCUUCAUUUUCUCUGACCAUUUCAUCACUUUGAAGGCUUUUGCCACUGUUCUUAUCGAUCGUAAUUUUUUUUUGCCACCAACAUUACGCAGCAGCGGGUAAAACGAGGUGAGAGCAGGUUGACCGGAGUCUAGUUUCCCUGAACAACGACCACUAACGGUUUAUUCCAUGUUCUGUAUAAACUUUAUUUUGCUCUGUAAAUGUGCACACGUGUACGCUGACCUUUCUAUGCCUUUUUUGUAUUUAGAGCCUCAAACAAUCAGCCGCCAGAAAGGUUGUGGAGACUUAAGUCGGCCUUCAAACAGUUCAUUGUGUUAAUGAAAAAAUUACAUAUUUUGUUUAAAGACCUAUAUUUGUAUGAAUGUAACUAUACUGUACAUAAAUGUGUAAUAAAUUGACCCCUUACACUGUGA
Molecule: messenger RNA, 3944 nt
Organism: Fundulus heteroclitus (mummichog)
Lineage: Eukaryota; Metazoa; Chordata; Actinopteri; Cyprinodontiformes; Fundulidae
Gene: tsku
Product: tsukushi small leucine rich proteoglycan homolog (Xenopus laevis)
Exons: 4
Coding region: 346-1464 (372 amino acids)
Molecular function (GO): protein binding
Source: RefSeq, a predicted model, not a curated record